GGCGAUUGCACAAAGCUUAUUCGCGGGCGAGUCUUGUCGUCUUGCGUUAGGUCCGACGAUGAUCAAGGACAUCGGAGGCAGACAAAUUGUGGGUUUUUUGUGUGCAUUUGUGCCACUGUGACAUCUCCAUUCCUCACUGGACCGCGAUCCUGAUGACGAGAAGAGGAAGGUUCAAUAGAACGUAACUGGCUUUUUGUCUCUCGUUUCGGUCUGCGAAGGGGAUUCCUUAACUUGUUUCAUGCCGAUCUCCGCGUACGGUUAUUACUCCUUGACAAUUGCCUGUGCGUGCAAUGCAGCGGCGAGCGAGUACGACUCAUGCGGGUUAGUAUAAAUAGCAGACCUAUAAAGGUCUGCCUGCUCGUACCGCCCAUCUACUUUGCUCCUGCUCAUCAUGGAGUGCGCCACGAUCCUGUCGCCAGCCAUGGCACAGCCAACCUCGGCCUCAUCGAUGUUCCCUGUUGAAAUCUGGCGAGAGAUCAUACGCCUUGCGACGCUCACGCCGAGGCCGACACGCUCCUGCGAACCCGGGCAGGCAUCAAAAAGUGCGGUUCACUUCAACUGGCCCCAUACGGCUUCUUGUGGCGUUAUAGACGAUGAACCGCCGAAGACGAAGCACUCCCUUGCCCUCACUUCCUAUAGGUUUUGGCAUAUGACGAGCGAAUUCCUCUACGAAACCGUGCACAUUCGUCGUGCUGACCAUGCGCGCGUCAUUGCCACGAGCCCAAGCUUGCAAGAUGCACUCGCGAAGUGGACGAAGAACCUUAUUAUUGCGCCAGUAUUCGACUUGGCAUUGUCCCAUGCCGAAUUCAGUCCGCUGGCCAGGCAGUUCGGAGAAGACAUCCAAUUGACUCUCGGAUGUUGCAAGAAACUUAGGUCGCUUGUUAUUCGUGCGGACGCGGUCUCAAAGCGGCUGGCUAUGUACGAGGUGUGGAUGAAGAUUUGUCGUGCGGUCCCGCUGGGAGUGCAGCACUUGGAUAUUGAUGAUGAUAUUCAUGCUCCGUCAUUAUGGGAGCCUCGUCAUCUCCUAGAGACCCGAUACGAUGCGUUUCUACGAUCCUUGCGCCUCACAGCCGUUCAAAACACCAGCGCUUACGACCUGCCGAACCUGUCGCAUCUCGCUUUAUACAGCUGGCCUAUUGCAAGUAAAUGGGCUAUGCAGUCACUUACACAUCUGUAUAUCACGUAUUUCCCUAAUUUACCUCGCACGAAUACCUUCUGGACGUCUCCAAAGCCUACAUUGGAGCUGUUGCAUUUCGGUCACGGAACCGACUUGGGCAGUUUCCCCGACCUCUCUCGAUUCUUGCGCAACACUACGCCUAACUUGCACACGCUCGAAUAUUAUUAUUAUGGAGACUCCGAGAUGUCCUGGGAUCCUAGUGCACUGCCCGACUCGUUGAAGCGUGUCACCAUCAAGACUUUCCAUCACUGGCCUACUGGUUACAAACGUGGGCAGCUGGAAAUGAAUUUCUCGAACGACAACUCAGAACCUAUCCUCCUGCCUGCUUCAGCAGAGCGGUGGAGUGCAUUUGCCAGACAUAUUGCUGGAUUCAAUGUACGACCUACCAUUCUCGUGCCUAAGGGCACCUCGCUCAGUUGCCUCGAGGCGGUAAUCAGGCCGAUCUUCGCGGAACGUGGCGCAGAUGCCUGCUUUGCAGAAUCACCCUAAUCCGUUUCCUCACUUCCCACUUCAUCUGACUCGUCUCAACGCCUUGAUAACGACCCAUCAUGAUGAUCCACCCUCGUUUACAAUACUAUCAUCCGC
Messenger RNA from Fomitiporia mediterranea MF3/22, 1762 nucleotides. RefSeq lists its product as uncharacterized. Bases 392 to 1666 code for a protein of 424 amino acids. The record is from RefSeq and is a predicted model, not a curated record. The transcript has a single exon. Lineage: Eukaryota; Fungi; Basidiomycota; Agaricomycetes; Hymenochaetales; Hymenochaetaceae.